Molecule: messenger RNA, 2457 nt
Organism: Sphaerodactylus townsendi
Lineage: Eukaryota; Metazoa; Chordata; Lepidosauria; Squamata; Sphaerodactylidae
Gene: DYNLL2
Product: dynein light chain LC8-type 2
Exons: 3
Coding region: 287-556 (89 amino acids)
Biological process (GO): microtubule-based process; cilium assembly
Cellular component (GO): cytoplasmic dynein complex
Molecular function (GO): dynein intermediate chain binding; dynein light intermediate chain binding
Source: RefSeq, a predicted model, not a curated record
AGCCAGCCAGCCGGGGGGAGGAGGAGAAGCGCGCGCAGUCCAGCCGAUCCCUGCCCAGGUGCCGCCGCCGCCGCCGCCGCCGCCGAGGAUCGCCAGUGCGCGGAGCAGCGGGGCCAGCCGGCGAGUGCGCGCCAUCCGCGGGCCUUUUGCGCCGGAGGGAGGAGGCGAGCGGCGGGGCGCUGCUCUGCUCGGGCUCCAACGCCGGACACCUUUGGGGGGGGGACCGUGACUUGGGGGGGUCUUUCGCCUUCUCGGAGGCUGCGCCUAAGCACUGUGAAGGUCCAUCAUGUCGGACAGAAAGGCCGUGAUCAAGAAUGCGGACAUGUCUGAGGACAUGCAGCAGGACGCCGUGGACUGUGCCACGCAGGCAAUGGAGAAGUACAACAUAGAGAAGGACAUUGCGGCGUACAUUAAAAAGGAAUUCGACAAGAAGUACAACCCGACUUGGCACUGCAUCGUGGGCAGGAAUUUUGGCAGCUACGUAACGCACGAGACAAAACACUUCAUCUAUUUCUACUUGGGCCAGGUUGCCAUCCUCCUCUUCAAGUCGGGAUAGGAGGCAGGUGGUGGUGGUGGUGGAGGGACACGGCGAGCAAGGGACCCGGACUGUGGUGUACCAAAGGCAGGGAGUGUGCAGGCUUCCUCUUCCAUGGCUGUGCCGCUGCAUGGACUGUAUACUAUAUUUAAUGUGUAUAUGUUGCAGUAAAACACCUGAAUUGUCUUUCUGUUGCCUGGGGGGACAAAAGGCAGCAUCUUUCUUUUCUAAAAGAAAAAAAUAUUUCCUGGGUUACUGCUUUUUUUUCUUUCUUUUUUGUUCCUUUGCACUAGGGAAAACUGUAAAUGCUUCAACGAUGGCCUUUAAGCGAGGGGGAAAUUGAAUAAAUAAAACUUUAAUUCCACAAAGUGAUCUCUUGGUGGUGUUACUGUUUCGCAAAGCUGGAUUCCAGCGGAACGAAAACAAAAGCUCUCGUGAGGGGUUGAAUCGGACUGAGGCAGCCGCCAACUUUUUUUUCUUUGGCUGGCAGGCCCCCUGACCACUGUGUUGACGUUUCACCUAGUAGAGAAAGGGGUUGGGGUGGAGGACGGGUCUGCAUACGCCACGCGGUAUGGCUUCCAGCACAAGCCUGGAAUUAAGUUGGCACUUCAUCAGAGUGUUCACUCUUCAAAGUAGAUUAACCCUGGCCCUAGAUAAACCCGUGCCCCACACUUGGGGCACAUGGCAGAGGUUCCAAACCCUUGAAGGGGCCCAGCAGCUGGGAUCAGCCUCUUUCUGUCUCCAUUGCUGAUCAAGUCAACAUUGCCUUAUUGCAGCUUUCUUCCGACAACUGUUGUGUGGGAAGAUCUGUCAGAUUUGGUGGCUCGAUGUUGUGUAGUUGCAUAGUGUUUUUUUCGGGGGGGGGGGGGUGUUGUUUGGUAGAGGCCAGUUUGAAACAUCUCCCUCUUCCUCCCCCCCCCCUAACAGAAGCCUGCCGAAGCAGAUAAGCCAGUAGCAUACGUCCAUCACAGAAAACAUACCUGCUUCUAAUGCUGAGAAACCGUCUCUGAUCGGCUUCAUUGGUGUCGACUCUAAUGUAUAGUUGAGAUUUUGUUCUAUUGCUAAGAUGUCUAAUUGGCUGUCUCUAUUUUUUUCUUAGUGAGUUCAUCCUUGAAAUGCACAAUGCCGUGAUAGCUUUAGCAAAAAUUUGGGUGCGUUUACUGUCAACAGCCUAUAACAGUGGUGGCAAACCUUUGGCACUCCAGAUGUUAUGAACUACAAUUCCCAUCAGCCCCUGCCAGCAUGGCCAAUUGGCCGUGCUGGCAGGGGCUGAUGGGAAUUGUAGUCCAUAACAUCUGGAGUGCCAAAGGUUAGCCACCACGGGCCUAUAAAUUGAACUUGGGCACCCCCCCCCCCAAAAAAAAAAAUUGGGUCUGAGGGAGUAGUGAAGAGAAAACUAUCUGCAAGUUAGUACCAACUCCAGGACACGGAACUGUCUCCAUCUGUCUAUGCUUGUAUAUCGUACUUUAGGGAGACGUGAUAAAUUUUUUUGGCUCGGAAACAGGGAAAGGCUUCAGCUGUCUAGCUCUAAUAAACGGAAGUUCUCCUUGUGUCUGUGCAAAAUCGGAAGUAUGCCUCGAACUUUGUACAAAAAUCUCAAGUCAAACCAUCUUGUAAAAAGUGAUAAAAUUAGAGGUUGAUGUAGCUGUUGUAUUUCAUGUUGACUUCCAUCUCCCACCUCGUUGGGGGGUAUCAGCAAAGGUGACGUGCCUCAGAUUAAACUUGGGCUCUCUGCUUAUAUUUUAAGGAAUUCCACCCGAUCUGGAAAAGGAGAAUGUUUGUCUUUCCGUGCAUGAGUCUAACUUGUGAAUAUGUUCACACUUCAUGGCGCGUGCAAGAAUUAAAAAAAAAAAUCCCUUAUCUGCGGUUGCUCAAAAUAAACCUUAUUUUUCCAAAAACAUUAAAAGAAUUGACACAUUUAA